Molecule: messenger RNA, 479 nt
Organism: Rhagoletis zephyria (snowberry fruit fly)
Lineage: Eukaryota; Metazoa; Arthropoda; Insecta; Diptera; Tephritidae
Source: RefSeq, a predicted model, not a curated record
AUGGUCUGGAGUCCGGCCAACAAGUUUGGCAUUGCCAUUUGGAACUACAUCCCAAGUGAAGAUGAACUUCGACAGGAGGGCCACCACCGUCUGCAGCUGCUCAUCGGCGAGCCGGUGCACAUCAGCCGCCAGUCGGAGCACUGGUACUACGGCCACAGUCUGGUCGAGGAUCGAAGCGAUGAUGAGGCCUUUGGCAUCUUCCCAAGGGCCUUUACCUCCACGCAAGAGUACCGAAUAACCAGCGUACGCUCGGCCAGAAGCUCUGAGGUGGUGUACAAGUACUCCUUCGAGCAGGAGGUCAUCUUUACGCUGCGCGAGUGGGGCAAGAAGCUGAAGCGGAUGUACAUUAACAACGACGUGCACAACUUCAACAGCGCCAAGGAGCUGAUCACCGAGGUGAUCGCCGCCUUUCAGCGUGUCAAGUCGGGCAAGGUGACCAGCGACGAGGAGAAGAGCGUCAAGAUUGAGAUCUGCGAGAA